Molecule: messenger RNA, 780 nt
Organism: Zingiber officinale
Lineage: Eukaryota; Viridiplantae; Streptophyta; Magnoliopsida; Zingiberales; Zingiberaceae
Product: 40S ribosomal protein S18-like
Exons: 4
Coding region: 18-584 (188 amino acids)
Biological process (GO): translation
Cellular component (GO): cytosol; small ribosomal subunit; ribosome
Molecular function (GO): structural constituent of ribosome; RNA binding
Source: RefSeq, a predicted model, not a curated record
AGUGUGGGCUCUAUUCUAUGGUCUCUAUAAGGCUGUUGCCUUCCGGUUCCUGUGACCGAUCGAUAGUUCGCGCGGGAGGUGAGGAAGCAGCGGCGAAGCGAGAAACCCUAGAUCACGACGUCGCCAUGUCGCUGGUUGCGAACGAGGAUUUCCAGCAUAUUCUUCGUGUGCUCAACACCAACGUCGAUGGGAAGCAGAAGAUCAUGUUCGCCCUCACGUCCAUUAAGGGUAUCGGCCGCCGCUUCGCCAACAUCGUGUGCAAAAAGGCUGACGUCGACAUGAACAAAAGAGCUGGAGAACUCUCAGCUUCUGAGCUUGAGAACCUUAUGACUGUUGUGGCAAACCCACGCCAGUUCAAGAUCCCAGAUUGGUUUCUCAACAGGAAGAAGGACUAUAAGGAUGGCCGAUACUCCCAGGUUGUAUCAAAUGCUUUGGAUAUGAAGCUCAGGGAUGACUUGGAGCGGCUGAAGAAGAUAAGGAAUCAUCGGGGACUCCGUCACUACUGGGGCCUUCGAGUUCGUGGUCAGCACACAAAAACUACUGGCAGAAGAGGAAAAACUGUUGGUGUCUCCAAGAAGCGAUGAACUGAACUGGAACUUGUGCUUCUGUCUCUGCUUGUUAUAGUUUCUCGUGGGUUACUUCCAUGCCAUGUUUGCCUGGCAGUUCUAGUUUCAUUUUAAAGACAUAGUCAUGACACAUUUUGUGUUCUCGAUGUUUUUAGUUUUUCUGAGUCUGAAAGUAUUUGAGAGCAAUGAUUAAGUGGUUACCUUAGUUAGAUAA